AUGCCUCGUGCUCAAAGACGAUCAUCUCAAGGCUCGUCAAAGCAGAGCCCUACCUUGCCUGAAAAAAGAUCUCCUAAUCUGGCUCAACCGGAACCAAAACCUCUUGGACUGUUUGGGCAAAUGGCUUCCACAGCUGCAGGUGUAGCAGUCGGUUCGGUUGUGGGUAAUGCCGCAAGCGAAGCUCUACUUGGUACACGAGGAGGCACAGAAUCAAAGCAACAACACUAUGAUCUUCAGCAGCAGAAUCAUGAGCCAUGCCGGUACGAACUACAGCAGUUUGUGGAGUGUGCUCAGAACCAAGCAGAAAUCACUUUAUGUAAAGAUUUCAGUGAGGCUCUCAAGCAUUGCAAACAGGAAAAUAGUGAGUGUUGUACCCUGUUCCAGUCGUUCAGUUAG
This is a messenger RNA of Pocillopora damicornis (cauliflower coral), 396 nucleotides long. RefSeq names its product coiled-coil-helix-coiled-coil-helix domain-containing protein 10, mitochondrial-like. The record is from RefSeq and is a predicted model, not a curated record. NCBI's taxonomy places the organism in Eukaryota, Metazoa, Cnidaria, Anthozoa, Scleractinia, Pocilloporidae.